AUGUGCAUCACCUUACCAAAUGCCACGAGUGUCCUCGGAUCACGAGAAACAUCUAGCUUGGCUAGAUGCAUAUCUUUGAAGGAUCGCUGGGUCAGUGGUAAGGACCACAUCCUCAGUGCUCCAUACAUCGUGGCUCAGUACCUGAAAGAGAUCAACUUCACCAAGAAGGUGUACUUGGUGGGCAGCCCGGGACUAGCCCAGGAGAUACAGAAAGUGGGAAUCCAGUGCAUCGGUGUUGGGCCUGAGAGAAUCGAAGGCUCCAUCUACAACGCCAUGGCUCACAGCAGCACCCUGGGUCUGGACCCCAAUGUGGGUGCUGUAGUGGUGGGCUUCGACCGUGAAUUUAACUACGACAAGCUGGUACGUGCAACCAGCUACCUGGCUGACCCUGACUGUUUGUUCCUGGCCACCAACUUGGACGAGAAGUACAAGGUGACUGGCACUAGGUACCACCUACCAGGUGAGGCUGCUGACUCACUAUCUAGUCACGCAUCUUAG
Messenger RNA from Cherax quadricarinatus, 498 nucleotides. NCBI's taxonomy places the organism in Eukaryota, Metazoa, Arthropoda, Malacostraca, Decapoda, Parastacidae. The record is from RefSeq and is a predicted model, not a curated record.